Molecule: messenger RNA, 778 nt
Organism: Erythranthe guttata (spotted monkey flower)
Lineage: Eukaryota; Viridiplantae; Streptophyta; Magnoliopsida; Lamiales; Phrymaceae
Source: RefSeq, a predicted model, not a curated record
GGAAAUGUAGUUAAGGAAACCCCCCCUCCCAAAAAUAAUUAGAGAAAACCCCCUUAGUUAGGAUUUCACCAAAUGUUAUUUUUAUAAUUCCAAAUCUACCCUUAUUUGUCAAUGUAUUAUUUUGAAACCCUAAUUUCUUUCUUAUUUUUUCAGCCCCUCACACCCACCAAUGCCUCUCCCCGCCGUCCACCAUCUCUGCCCAUCACCACUACCACUAUCUCUCCCCCGCCGUCCACCGCCACCUGCCGCCCCCGGCGGCGCUCCGGCGAACGUGGCCAUCGCCGUUGCCAGGCUUGGUGGGAAGGCCGCCUUUCUCGGGAAGCUCGGCGACGACGAGUUCGGGCACAUGCUCGCCGGAAUCCUGAAGGAGAACGGCGUCUCCGCCGACGGCGUGAGAUUCGACAAGGGCGCACGCACCGCCCUGGCGUUCGUGACCCUACGCGCCGACGGAGAGCGUGAGUUUAUGUUUUACAGGAACCCCAGCACUGACAUGCUGCUCACUCCCGAUGAUUCUCUGAUGAAUAUGAUCUUCGUAAUCAUACGUCUUGAUUAUCGUGAACUGGAUUGAAGGGAGAGGAAAAUCGGUUGUGUGCGAGGCCAUCAUCAAGGAGGAGAUUGUGAAGAAGGUGCUUAAGACUGAUGUUGCUUCAUUGGUGGAGCUGAACAUGGCUCAAGACCUGACGGGUUCGGCCAUGGCAGAAGCUCUGGGUGGUGUGGUGACGAUGGGGAGGAUGUUUUUUGGUUUUUUUGUGGAUUGAACGGAUGAAGGCGCGUGUAG